AUGGUCAAACCAUCAAUGCCAAUGAUGGCGCGCUUGCGCCUGACCACCAAGCAUACCAGGGGCGGCUACUACAAGGGAAACCGGACGGGCUCCAUGGGUAGCUUUGUGCAGCCAAGCAGCAAAUACGAGGUCGACUGGAACAAGGCGCGCACCUAUGUGGUUCCCACCGAAUCCUUGGACACAUUCAAGCUCACGCCCUUUGUCACGAAACGCAUGGAACCGAAGCGAAGCCGAUACUGGAAGGAUGUCGAGCUGCAUGGACAGACUCGCAGCAUCCCUGCGUCUCUUGGGGGCAAGGAAUUCCUCGACCUAUGGGCCGAUCACAACCAGGAGGAAGUUCUCGAGCCACAGAGAAAGCAGCAAGAAGCCGAAGAAAAUGUCACAGCCGCUGAGGAAAAUGUCGUAGCUGCCGACGAAAAUGUCAAAGCAGCCGAAGAAAAAGCCAAAGCAGCCGAAGAAAAUGUCAAAGCAGCCGACCAAGCAACCAUAGCAGCCAAAGCAGCCCGGGAGACCAUGGGAACCGAACCGUGGAGAGCAGCCAGGAAAGAAGCCAGGAAAGCUAGAAGUGCCGCCUGGAAAGCCAGAAGAGCAGCCUCGAGAGCAGUUCGAGAGGCCCAAGAGGCCAGAGAAGCGGCACAACAAGCUCGAGAAGACAGAGAAGCAGCCCGAUAA
Penicillium lagena is the source of this 672-nucleotide messenger RNA. RefSeq names its product mitochondrial 54S ribosomal protein mL41. Gene Ontology annotation, cellular component: mitochondrial large ribosomal subunit. NCBI's taxonomy places the organism in Eukaryota, Fungi, Ascomycota, Eurotiomycetes, Eurotiales, Aspergillaceae. The record is from RefSeq and is a predicted model, not a curated record. The coding region runs from base 1 to 672 and encodes 223 amino acids. Gene Ontology annotation, molecular function: structural constituent of ribosome. The transcript is spliced from 2 exons.